AUGAUUUCACCAGUUCUAUUGAGGAUAAGAAUUCCAUCAUUUUUAGAGACAGGAUCAAGUGAUUAUGAUUCCGAUGUGGAGAAAUUAUACAUCACAAAAACUAAAGAAAGUACUGUUCCUUCCAGUCAAUUAUUUAAAGAUAAUAGUUAUUAUGACUCAGCUCCAGAAAAUGGGCUGUAUAAAAUUAACCAGCAAGAACCAUCAACAUCACAAACUGCCGUCUCUUAUAGUUCAAGAAUCCAACCAAUAAUUUCACUGUCUACCAGAGCUAAUAAAUCUGCAGAUGAAAGUGAUCAAGCAUUCAGAAAAUGUGUUAGGCGGUCUUUGGCCAAUCUAAAAUAUGAUACAGAACAUUUUCAUAAACGAUUUGAUGCCCAAGAAUCAUUACUGGAAAAAAUUUUAGCCAAAUUAGAUUCAAAAGGGUCAGCUAUGGCUUCUAAUAAUGAUGAGUAUAAUGAUGUGGCUUUAGGAGUUAUCGACAACGAUGAAGAUCUUAACAAUAUGGAAGAAAAGCUAGUUAAUGAUAAACCAUAUAGAAAUGCAGUGAUUAUAUUACUAUCUCGUUUCGUGGGAAAUACAUUGCCAGAAACAAUACGGAAAAUAAUGCAGCGUCUGUUCACUGACCAAUUUCUUUCAAAAUAUUCUUUUGUCGGAUUUAAGGGCAAACAUCAGUUUUCAACAUUGCAGUGUUGUUCCAUCAUAUAUGAUAUUGUUCGUAAAAUGAAAAAGUUUAAAGAUACGUCUAACAUUGAUAUUGAAAAACCCAUUAAGAACUGGAUGGCCCAAGCAACACCAAGAAUGAAAAAAAUGGCUGAAAAAUCUCUGCAAACUAAUCACGAUGAUGAUAAUUUAAUUGAUAAUAAUACUUGAACUAUAUUUAUGUUUGUAUAUUAGCAUACCUA
Sipha flava (yellow sugarcane aphid) is the source of this 902-nucleotide messenger RNA. RefSeq lists its product as uncharacterized. NCBI's taxonomy places the organism in Eukaryota, Metazoa, Arthropoda, Insecta, Hemiptera, Aphididae. The coding region runs from base 1 to 870 and encodes 289 amino acids. The transcript is spliced from 6 exons. The record is from RefSeq and is a predicted model, not a curated record.